Molecule: messenger RNA, 849 nt
Organism: Emericellopsis atlantica
Lineage: Eukaryota; Fungi; Ascomycota; Sordariomycetes; Hypocreales; Bionectriaceae
Exons: 1
Coding region: 377-685 (102 amino acids)
Source: RefSeq, a predicted model, not a curated record
CGCUUCUGCCAUGGCCACACUCUUGAUGCGACUCGCAAUGAGGUUAACACCGGCUAUUAUGCUCUUCGUAAUGGAUGACUGUUGGCACUUCGAAGGAUAUCCGGGGUCUCUGGUGGAUGAAGCGUAGAGUCGUAUGUUCCCGGAAGCAUGGCCAGAUUCGGUGCCCGCGCCACAAAAUCUGCAUGAACAUGCUCUUGAGCUUGCGGGGGGCUAAACCGGACCACUUCGGGAUCUUGUUCAGUCAACAUCAAGCCAUAACCUUCAACGGUGACCGAUACGGGAUAGAGUACCCCUAAAGAAGUGGUCCAAGGGGAGAAUCACCUUGGCAGGCGAUGCUGCCCAUGCGACGUCCCCGUAUGCAGCGUACGGGGCCGGAAUGUCUAGCUACGAUGGGUACUUUAUCGGCCAACGGCUUCACGGCAUUGACCUCUCCGAUAAGACUGCAGUUCUCAGAGCGUUGGAGGAGUACGAGGUGAUCCAGCUCCACCACACCACGAGCCAGGUGAAUGGAGCUUACUUCCUCGGGCAGCUGUUCCAUCACGUUCCAUUCCCCCUCACCCUUUUGCGCGAUUGCUUCCUCGAUUGGACCGGCUUCCUCCAAGGCCAAGUUGGGGACCGGAAUCCUCAAGAGAUUAUAGCACAGUUGUCAACUAUGGGCCCAGGUGUUUCACCGUACACGGAGUAAAUAGAGCCGUUCUCUUAGGGAUUAUACAGAGUCGUCCGAAAUGCUGCUUAAACUUCGACCGACCGUGUCUUACAAUCGUGAAUAGACGACCUUGGAUCGGUACUGGAUUAAAUUUUGAUUAAUGACUGAAAUAAACGCUCCUUAUGGCGAAUUACCUAGGUAAC